Molecule: messenger RNA, 932 nt
Organism: Magnolia sinica
Lineage: Eukaryota; Viridiplantae; Streptophyta; Magnoliopsida; Magnoliales; Magnoliaceae
Exons: 4
Coding region: 143-805 (220 amino acids)
Source: RefSeq, a predicted model, not a curated record
UCCCUUUUCCGCACCUACAGUACACCCGCGGCAGCGCGCGUUCCUGAGCGGUAACGAGCUAGCGAGAGAGAUUGAGAUAGAGGCGAGGCGAGGCAUUUUUCUACUUUCCUCGGGGAGUCCAUCGUUUUCUGGGAAGAGAGAAAUGUAUCAUCCUUCCAGAGGAGGUGUCCGCGGCGGUCGAGAUCAGUUUAAGUGGGAUGAUGUGAAGGUUGAUAAGCAUCGAGAGAACUAUCUUGGGCACAGUAUCAAGGCUCCUGUUGGAAGAUGGCAGAAAGGUAAGGACCUGCACUGGUACGCGAGGGAUAAUAAGUCCGAGAUAGAUAUGGAGGCCGCCAAAGCAGAGAUACAAAGAAUCAAGGAGGAGGAAGAGCAAGCAAUGCGUGAGGCCCUUGGCUUAGCUCCCAAGCGUGCUGGUCGACCCCAAGGCAAUCGCCUAGACAAGCAUGAGUUCUCAGAGCUGGUGAAGAGAGGAUCCACUGCAGAAGACCUGGGUGCUGGCCACGGUGAAGCAGCACAAGUUCAGGGCCUUGGCUUUUCCAGAACACCCCGAAGUUGGGGGGAAUCGAGCUCUGUUGCGGCUACCUUGAAUGAAAACAUUUCACCUGAUGGGUCAGAAGGAAGAAUGUCCAAACCCACACUGAGAAUCAGUGAAGAAGCUUCGGAGGAUGAAAGCAGGAAGAAGAGAAAGCGGGAAGAGAACAAAAAUGGAAAACAUGAGAAGCGGGAAAAACGACGUUCUCGUGAUUCUGAUGAGAAGAGGAAACACAGGCGAGACAAGGAAAAGAGGAGGCGCGAUUCUGAUUGAUUUGCUGAGGAUGAUAUCUUGCUGUUACAACUAUGACUCAUGAUUGCUGGUGUUGUAAUCAGAUAAUAACAUUUUAAUUAGUAUAAAUAAAAUGGUUUCUCCUCCCAAAAGAGAAGGUUAGGUCCAA